Molecule: messenger RNA, 2427 nt
Organism: Nilaparvata lugens (brown planthopper)
Lineage: Eukaryota; Metazoa; Arthropoda; Insecta; Hemiptera; Delphacidae
Exons: 3
Coding region: 1-2427 (808 amino acids)
Source: RefSeq, a predicted model, not a curated record
AUGCACCUUCGAUUCAUCGAUACAUUCCGGUUUACACCUGAUAGUUUAGACAACCUGGUCACUAACCUAGUCAAAUCAGCAUCAAAUCCUGAAGACUUGUCCAAAGUGCUGUCACAUACUGCCAAGGUGUUUGGAAACAAAUUGAGCCUUGUCUCAAGGAAAGGAGUGUUUCCAUACGACUACUGCGAUUCAUGGCAGAGACUCGAAGAAACAUUGCUACCACCCAAAGAGGCAUUUUUCAGCAAGCUGGUUGAUAGGAGUGUUAGCAGUGAUGAUUAUGAACAUGCUCAAACUGUGUGGAACCAAUUCAGUUGUAGAACUCUAGGAGAAUACAGUGACCUGUACUUGAAAACAGAUGUUCUACUGUUGGCCGAUGUCUUUGAGAGCUUCCGCGAUGUAUGCAUGAAGACUUAUGAUUUGGAUUGUGCGCACUACUUUACAUCUCCAGGCUUUUCCUUUGACGUCAUGCUGAAAUAUACUAAAGUUGAGCUUGAGCUCCUUACUGACUAUGACAUGUACAUGUUUAUCGAGCGAGGUAUCAGAGGAGGAAUAACAAAUUGUAUACACCGUCAUGCAAUUGCCAACAACAAGUGCACUGGCGCACCUUGGGAUCCAGAGAAGCCUACAUCCUAUCUGUUAUAUACAGAUGCCAACAACCUAUAUGGCUGGGCAAUGUGUCAGCCAAUUCCAUGCCGCCAAUUCCAAUGGAUGGAUAAAGAAGAAUUGGAAGCAGUGACAAUGGGUAUUACAGGUUUAGGGGAUAAUAUGGAGAUUGGAUACAUUCUAGAGGUGGACAUUGAAUACCCUUCCAACUUGCACAGCGAGCACAAUGAUUUCCCAUUUCUUGCAGAGAACAAGAAAACUCUUAAAUCCAAUCAUGUACGACUCAUGACAACCCUGUAUGGUCGGGAACAUUAUGUAUGUCACUACCGCACCCUAAAACAAGCAGUACAGCAUGGGUUGAAGAUAAAAAAGGCUCAUCGAGGUGUGCGGUUUGAGCAGAAAAACUUUCUAGCAUCAUACAUCAUACUUAAUACAAAGCUAAGACAGCAGUCAAAGAAUAAAUUUGAAAAGAACUUUUUCAAACUCAUGAACAAUGCUGUGUUUGGUAAGACAAUGGAAAAUGUGCGAAAAAGAAUGAGCAUGGAGCUAGUGAAUGAUGAGAAGCGAUUGAAGAAACUGAUUGCUCGACCAGUGUACAAGGAUCGUAUCAUAUUUGGAGAGAAUAUUUGUGCUGUUACGAUGCAUAAGGAAAAAGUGGAGCUCAAUAAGCCAAUCUAUAUAGGGUUAUCAGUGCUUGACAUCAGCAAAACCCUCAUGUAUGAAUUCCAUUAUAACAUCAUGAAGCCCAUCUACAAGGACCGUCUUCAGCUCUUAUAUCAAGAUACUGAUAGCUUGUUCUACCUUGUCAAGACAGAGGACAUGUACAAAGAUAUCAUCAACAACCAACAACUGAAAGAUACCUUUGACACCUCAGAGUACCCUCCAGACCACCCAUGCUAUUCAGAUGCAAACAAAAUGGUGCUUGGUAAGUUUAAAGAUGAAUAUGCUGGCCGAGCACCACUUGAGUAUGUAGGCUUACAAUCAAAGCUAUAUGCCUGUAGGUGUUACAAUAGUGAUCCAAAUCAGCUGACAAGUGGAUUGAUAAAGAAAGCUAAAGGAGUGAGGAGACCAAUACUUGGGCGAGAACUCUCAAAAAUGCAUCCAGAUGCUGAACGUUACAUAGGCUUCCAAGACUAUCUGGAUUGUCUAUAUGGUGACGAGGAUAUCUAUAGAGAACAAGUGAUGUUUGGUACUAGGAAACAUCAGAUCAUGACCCAAGUCAUGAGAAAGAAGGCAUUGAGCAAAGCUGAUGAGAAGAGAUCGCUCAAACAUCUUAUGUGGACAAAGUUUACUGAACAAGGAACCUAUUUGUGGACAGGCAUCCUAACCUCACUCUUGAAAGAGUACAAUGAACGGGUCCAUAGAACAACAGGUAUGCGGCCAGUUGACGUUAAGAGCAAGAAGCAUGAGAGGCUGUUGCUUUCCAGGCUCAGCAAACAAAGGCAAGAAUAUAAGGAAAAGUUGGUCAGCAAACCUCAAAACAAGUUUUAUCCAGGUCCCAGUCAGAGUAUUGAGCCUGGUGAUAAAGUGAGAAUCAGCAAGUAUAAAAAGACGUUUGACAAGGGAUAUCUAGCCAAUUGGACUAAUGAACUGUUCACAGUAAGACAUGUGCGACCUACAGUGCCUGUAACCUAUGAAUUGGAGGACUAUAGAGGUGAACCCAUUGAAGGAGGAUUCUAUUCUGAAGAAAUUGUAAAGACAAAAGUGCCCAGUGUUUUCGAAAUUGAGAAAGUGUUGAGGAAAAGAGGGAAUAAACUGUUGGUACGCUGGAAAGGAUAUAGCUCCAGUCAUGACUCAUGGAUUGAUAAGAACGAUCUUGUGUAA